This is a messenger RNA of Strongylocentrotus purpuratus (purple sea urchin), 2764 nucleotides long. RefSeq names its product WSC domain-containing protein 1. The record is from RefSeq and is a predicted model, not a curated record. The coding region runs from base 253 to 1209 and encodes 318 amino acids. Gene Ontology annotation, molecular function: sulfotransferase activity. Lineage: Eukaryota; Metazoa; Echinodermata; Echinoidea; Camarodonta; Strongylocentrotidae. The transcript has 5 exons.
GAGGCGCAACCUUUCUAUUCAUGGCGCCCCGACGCGUCCGGGCACAGUCGCAACUUUGGAAGGCUCCCCUAAGUGAAUUCUUUUCUCAUAUACACAUUGUAUGGUUUUAUUACUCUACGCACAUGACUGCGACUUUUAAAAAUUCUUUUAUCCAUUUGCGACCAAUAUUAUCAACUUAUAUCAACGAUUAUCAAUGUUUAGUGUUCUUUAUUGCCCUGGAAACAUCUUCACUGUGAUUUUAGUUUGGAUUUGAUGAUUGUCCUAAGAAUAACCAUGGGAUACGACUGGAAUAAGAUGUUCACUUUACUUCUGAUUUUAUUGUUGGGACUAACGGCAUAUUACAUUUCCAGCAUCAGCGAAGAUGGUGUUCGAAGUAGAGUCCGACACUUGGGAGACAGGCCGACUCCGUUUAGAAUUGAACCCGACCAGAUUAUAACACGAAACACAACAACAAACGCAAUGGAGACAGGUUUGGUUUUCUGCAAUGACACACGACUGAUGCCAAAAGGGACAUUCCCACCUAUAUCGCUGGCUAGCUUUCCCGGGUCAGGUAAUACGUGGGUUAGACAUCUCAUAGAGACUGCAACUGGUUAUGCCACAGGAAGUGUGUAUACGAGCCCAAUACUUAGUAGCCGAGGUUUUAUAGGCGAAAUGCAACCAGCCCUUUCAGGCAGGGCUCUGACAAUCAAGACACACAUGUUCAAUGAGAAUACGGUCGGUGCUAUUUUACUUGUACGCAAUCCAUAUCGAGCGAUGAUAUCUGAGUAUAACAGGCAGAAAGCUGGCAAGACGGGACAUGCCCGUGAAAAAACAUUCAAAACAGCAGAGUGGCGUAAAUAUGUCAGGGGAAACUCUCGUCGUUGGCUCGGGCUAUAUAGAGCUUUCAUCUCCAAAUGUCACCAUUCGGGCAACACCUGCAAGUCGACGUUGAUCGUGUAUUACGAGCAACUCCAACUGCAUCUCAAGGACGAACUGCGACGAAUCCUUGAAUACUUGAAUAUAACCAUAGAUGAAGAAAGGCUUGCAUGUGCAGUUACGAAUGCAGAGGGUCAGUUUCAUAGACCAAAGAGAAAUACAACCUUUGAUCCAUUCUCAAAGGAAGACAGAAGUUUGGUGGACAUAUCUUUGAAUUUGUAUCGCGAUUUGAUUGACCUGGAAGGAUUAGAGGAACCACCGUCAUCGCUUAGUUCAUAUCCGAGUGAUUUAUAGAGUAACUCCCACUAAUUGACUUAAUUGAUUUAUUUAUUUGUGUUUCGAUACUGUAAGUAUUCCUGUAUAAUCAUUCAUCAUUCAUCUUUUGACACGAGAAAUCAUGAUUAUCCUUUUAUUCAAAUUUUCUCAUUUUGGUAUUAGAGGAAGGGCUAAGGAGUGGUACAUUGUGGAACCAGGGCAUGUGAGUUCCCUGGUGGAACUAUGUAACAGGUAUUUAAUACCUAUUAGGUAUUAGCAUAUUAGUAAUAUGCUUUUGUUAUAGCAGCGAAUCUCACAUGGAAGAGAUCACAUGUGGCGUAACACAAGGAUCACUACUAGUUCCCCUAUUUUUCACUUAGUAUAUAAACAAUGUUAAAGUAUCUUCUAACAUGUUAUCAUUCAUUGCCAUAAUUAUGAAUGAGUAUUGAUCCUAACGAAGAUAGUUUUGUUUUAUUACUGAUGCGUGACUAGCAUCAAGGGACCGUCUAUGAGACAUGAAGGCUGGCCAGUGAACCAAGGGGAUAUUUGUAUAAUUGUGCAUUAUUUCAGCUAGAUACUUGCUCUGUGCUACUGGUAUCCCCUUGAGCCAGGGAUGAAUUUAGAAAAUGCUGUAGAAACUGUUCGCCCUGUUGACCCUUGCUAGAAAGUGGUAUUUUGGGCGGGAAUGAAAGAAUGAAGUUCUUUAGGAUGAUGCGCUUGUUAAGAAACUUAUAAUAUUAUCAGACUGUCUAGUAGUAGUAUGGGAUUGGUUGAUGUAAUAUUGUAAUUGAAGACCUGCAUAAUCACAGUGUGAAACUCAUUAUAUCAUUGUUUGUUAGAAAUAUAAAAAUUAAGGCUAAAUGUUAUUGUGAAUUAUAUUUUUUUUUUCUCUCUCUCUCUCCUUCUCUCUGUAUUGUUUACCCCCUUCUCUUUCACUCUUAGAUUACUUUGUAUGUAAACAUCAGAUUAUUAAAUUUAGUAAACUAUUGUCUGUUAAUUCGAUAGAAUAUGAAAUCGAUGUACAUGUAUGUUUAGAUGAGAUUAUAGUAAGAGGAAAUCAUAACUGUUUGUGAGUUCACUAGUAAUAUACAGUAAUUAGUGCAGACAAGGACUACUUGCUAGUCAUGUGAAUAUCGUAAAAGUUUAGAAAAUAAGUGUCUAUAUGUGUCUUUUCAAGCUCAGUAAUCUCGCUGGAAAAGGAAGUAUUGAAUCAAAGUGAUACAGAUGACUAUUGUAUAAUAUAUGAAUAGUUUAGGAAGUGUUACGAGUUUAUACAGUACAAUUGUGAAUACCUGAGACAAAAAAAGGCUUGUUAAUUCAUGGAUUAGUGAAGCCUCAGUCUCGGAGCGUAAAGUAUAGGAACCUCAAAAGACAAUAGUAUGGGGAUGAUUAUGCUAACAUUCUUGUAUCAUGUCUAUAUGAUUCUUAAUGGAGACGCUAAGUGGUGGGUUUUAUAAUUAGAAGCUAUGGUAAAUUGAAUGAUAUAUCAAUGUUAUAGACAUUCCUUGGCUAAGUUAUUUGUAGCCAAGUAAUUAUUAUGAGAUACAAGAAGAGUGAUAAUGCGCUUGUAAAUAAAGCAAGGAAGUAAGGAAAG